Messenger RNA from Ambispora leptoticha, 247 nucleotides. The record is from the annotation of a GenBank genome assembly. NCBI's taxonomy places the organism in Eukaryota, Fungi, Glomeromycota, Glomeromycetes, Archaeosporales, Ambisporaceae.
UCAGAAGCAAGCUGUCGUCCAAAACAUUAAAAAUGAUUUCCAACAAGCCAAGGCAGUUAUUUUUUACAACUUUCACCAGGCUGAAAAUCGGGAACUUUUUCGUCUAAAAAAAGAAUUGAAAAAAGAAGACGAAUAUAAGCCAUUAAGUAUUCUCAAUAAAUUUAACAAAAAAUAUUCCGGUAUCAAACGAUUUCAAGGUGGAAUUUAUGAGCAAAAAUUAGUAGCAAAUACCCUGCUGGAAAAAUGA